Messenger RNA from Gossypium raimondii (Peruvian cotton), 859 nucleotides. RefSeq lists its product as uncharacterized. Bases 49 to 708 code for a protein of 219 amino acids. The record is from RefSeq and is a predicted model, not a curated record. The transcript is spliced from 6 exons. Lineage: Eukaryota; Viridiplantae; Streptophyta; Magnoliopsida; Malvales; Malvaceae.
UUCCAACUGUCUUCACUCACCAACACCGACUUGCUGAUCCCAAAAUCAAUGGACAACCGGAGUCUCCAUCUCACUCUUUUUUCUUUCCUUUUUCUUCUCUUUUUUUGUUUGGCUACCUCAACAACUGUAACCACCACUUCUUCACAUGUAACAUUAAAUCCAUUACAAGGUGUUUUCUGCUCGGUUAUAGAUUGUGGGCAAGGAACAUGUCAAGCUUCCAACAACUCACUGCUUGGAUUUGACUGCCUUUGCAAACCUGGUUGGAAAAAGAUUCAGAUCGGUCCUUUCACCUUCCCCUCUUGUCUUGUUCCUAACUGCACAGUCGAUUUUGAUUGCGGCAAAGGAUCUCCACCGCCACCUUCUCUUCCACCACCACCAAAUCAGACUAACACUUGUGAUCUUGUUUGGUGCGGUGAUGGGGAAUGUGUGAGUAAUGGAACUGGAUAUAUCUGCCAAUGCCAUCAAGGCUCUGAGAAUUUGUUUAAUUCUUCUGGGCUAGCCUGUUUUAAACCAUGUUACUUUCGAGCUGACUGCCAGGGCCUUGGCUUGAAUUUUCCCUCUGGGAAUCCGCCGCCGCCACCACCAUCACCAUCGUCUAAUAGUCCAACCUCAUAUGGCAAUGGAUUGAAGGGUGUGUCAAGCUGCUCAGGAACUCUUUCUGCACUGACGGUGAUAAUGGUAAUAGCAGCCUGCCAAACAUGGUUUUAGGGAACGAAGCAAAAUCAUAUGCAGAAUAACAAACAUUCAAAGACAUUGGCAACUGGUUGGUGCUAAUUAUGACUUUUCUUUUCCUUUUAUCCUUGAAAAUUUUGUUCACUACUACUAUUUUUUUUUAAUAUUACAAUAUCACACUUGGAUA